CUCAAUAGGAAGCUAGACGUUCACAGAAGCAUAAUGGAGAAGAAGAAGAAUGAGCUAUAAGUAUUUUGUUCUUACUACACAAAUCUAAAAUUCAAAAAACUGAAGACGUUACCGGAUGUAAAUGUAAAAACUAUAAAUAAAUACGUAUUUUGCAUUAUUCACAAACACUUUAUCCAGUUCGUUUAAAAUCAUAAAGUGAAGGUCAGAGUUCAUCUGGUAAAUUAAAGCGCUUGAGAGAAAACAUCUUAGGUUGGAAAGUAAUUGAUUCAAUACUCGUAUAAACUAUUUAUAUGGCUCAAGUUAGUCUUAAUGGGAUCAAAGCAGUAAGUGAUAAUGGAAAUCAAUCUACUGACGAUGAUGUUAUCCCCACAAGCAUCUUCCAUUGGAAGUGUUAUGAAGGUUACCUCAGGACAUUUCCUGCAAUGAUUAAGUUAUGCGAACUGUUGUGUAUCUUCAUAGCGUUUAUCAUCAGUUUCUUGGAUAAGAAUUUCAUAUCAGUUGGUGGUUCAUGGCUGACCGUAACAACUGCGUUAUCAUUCAUUGUCACCGCAUUCUUCCUUGUCUUCCAUCUCUUUCUUCUGCAUCGUUUUAUUGCGGCUCCUUGGUGUCUAAUCGAACUUGCUGCCUAUGUUAUCGUAUGCAUACUUGUGUUUUCAAAUGGAGUACUGUCUGCAGCAUAUUCUCAUUUAAGUGGUAUUAUAAUAGCAGAAACGGUAAGACCAAAACAUAGCCGUUUUUAGAGUCUGUUUAAUACGUAUUAGAUAUGUUAGUAGUGAGAUUGAUGGAAUCGGUUCGCUUCUUUUUGUUUUAGAAAGUCUUAUCUAUGUAGUAGACGAAUUUAAAGAUCUAGCUGCCUCCGUCUUCUGUAAAAAUAAUAAGUUGGUUGACCCUAUUGUUUUCUAUAUUAAAAGGUGCAAUAAUGAAACCGCUAAGGACGUACGAGACAGGUAACUGUCUCACUUGUAUAUUUCCGACAGUAACAUUCUUUAUUUGUCUAUGCUUAAAAAAAAUUCUAGUCGUUCAGUCAGUUAUCUUAUUCUAGUUGUUUUAGAGAGCAUUGAUAUUAAUGGGACCAUUCACCCCUCAAAUGUUAAGGUCUACGAAUACCAGAGACUGAUUGCAUUUACUUGCUUGACAUUUUGAUACUCACAGUAACAUGUUGGACUCGUCCGUAAUUAUGUUAGGGAAUGAAGUGGGUUGCAGUCUCCACAUGAAGCAAUCUUUUAAGCAAUAAAACAUGUACCCAUUAGUUCCUUUUUAAGUUGAGUACUAUACGAUCUACCGUCUUCGAGAAGUCUGGUAGUCCUGAAUUCGUGACUCAUAUGUUAGUCUGUUAACAUUCAACUUUUUUAAGUCACUGGUUUAUUAAUACGAGAUCUUGUUCUUUUUCAGAUUUUCACCUUCAUGGCUCUCGCUAUUUAUACAGUCGACAGUUUAGUUGCCUUCAAAAUUUUUACAGCUGGGCGCUAUUACGAUUAAAGUGUGCUAUUUCAUGAUUAAGUAUUCUAUUGUUUGCUUGUAAUUUCAGACAGUCCUUAAUGCAAUUCUUAAGAUGUCCUUGUUCGCUAACUUACCACUUCAUAUUAAAAAAUUUUAAGAUUUCAAAUUACGACGUAAAAUUCAAGAAACCUGACUUCAGUAUUCUUGAACUAUUUUUACCACAUAACUAAAAAAUAGAUCUGACCGUGUUUGGCAUAAUAAUAUCAAGCAAGAAACCUACACACCGACUUACACAGAGGUUUUGUUCUUUGCUUGCCUUAACUUAGUUAACAUCGUUUUAAGCUUAUCAAUACAAUAUUUAAAUUAUUCCUGUCACUAAAGAUUUCCCGGAAGCACAUAACAAAAGACAAGUCCUUUUUCUGUUU
Messenger RNA from Schistosoma bovis, 1865 nucleotides. Lineage: Eukaryota; Metazoa; Platyhelminthes; Trematoda; Strigeidida; Schistosomatidae. The record is from the annotation of a GenBank genome assembly.